AUGCCGUCUCUUUCCUUACCACCAUUUCCUGCUCAAAACUCCCGAGAAUGCCCUAUAAAUCCUCUCUCCCUUCGUUCAAGCUUGCAGCCCGUUGAUCUUUCGAGAGAGACAGAAGCGAACCGGGAAGUAGGCGCAAGCGCAUUUCUUGCGAAGGCGAGACAGAGAAAGUAAUCGAUGGAGUUAUCGGCCUCCUAUUUGUCCCGCGGCGCCGCUAGCUUCUUCACCCAAGCCAAUGCUCUCCACCGCAAGAACCUCACCUUCCAGAAGCUAAACCUGAAGACCAACAUCGAGAUCGUCGCGUUCCCCAUCUUCCUCUGCGCGGUGAUCUUCGUCAUCCAGAAUGUGGUGGAGGACGAGAUGAACAAGGACGGGCAUCGAUACGGGUGCCAGGGAGGGGUCUGCUCCAGCCUCUUCGAGUGGCCGGCGCUCCUCCAAGUUCCUGGCCCCGAGUCUCGCGCAGUGACAUCCGAUCACCCCACCCCCGCGGGCUUGCCCGAUGAGUCUUGCAAGGUCUCGCAGUCCUGUCCGGCGUUGGUACUUUUCACCGGCGGCAAUCAAUCCUUCGCACAAAAGUCUGCUUCUGAGUUCUUCCUCCGCAUUGAACCUCUUGGAUUUCCCCAGCAGUUUGUCUACUGUCAUGCUUCCUAUGACUUCUUGAACUCUGAUGAAAACUCUUUUAAUCUAAAUAUAGGGUACAACUCAACGUGUAAUGAUGGCAAUGGUUAUCUGGUGCGUGUGCCUCACUCGGUGAAUCUGGCCUCAAAUGCCUAUCUGAAGUUUCACGAUGGUCCUGUUGUCAUGGCAGUGCUAUAUCUAAAAGAAAUGCCCAAAACUGGAACACAGUCGAGGUUUGACAUUUCUUCUCUUCUCAGUGCGUUAUUCUUCACAUGGAUCAUUGAGCUACUUUUCCCGGUCAUCUUGACAUACCUUGUCCACGAGAGGCAACAAAAGUUAAACAUUAUGAUGGAAAUGCAUGGGCUAAGGGAUGGACCUUACUGGUUGAUAUCUUACGUCUACUUUUUCUCACUAUCAUCACUCUACAUGAUAUGUUCUGUAAUAUUUGGCUCUCUAAUAGGGCUAAAAUUUUUCAGAUUGAGUGACUACAGCGUACAAAUCGUGUUCUAUUUCUUUUACAUAAACUUGCAGAUAGCGAUGGCCUUUCUCGCAUCACCUUUCUUUUCUGCCGUGAAAACUGCUACAGUCACUGGGUACAUUUAUGUGUUUGGUUCCGGCUUAUUAGGACCAUACCUUUUGCAAUCUUUCAUCGAAGAUACUAGCUUUCCAAGAGCUUGGAUUAUAAUGAUGGAGCUCAUUCCUGGAUUUUCCUUGUAUCGUGGGUUAUAUGAGCUUUCACAGUAUUCCUUUAAAGGAUAUCAAAUGGGGACUUCUGGCAUGCAAUGGGGAGACUUAAAUGACAGGCAAAAUGGGAUGAAAGAUGUGUUGAUCAUAAUGUUUGUUGAGUGGCUAGUAUUUCUUCUAGUUGCAUUCUAUUUGGAUCAGGUAUUAGGAGGAAUCAGGAAGGUUCCACUAUUUUUGUUAAACUAUUUCCAGAAAAAAUCUCCAUCAUCUCAAAGAAACCGUAGUUUGCGGCGACGAGGAUUCGGAGUUCCUGUUGAAACGGAGAGUAGUGAUGUUUCUCAGGAAGUAAGUUGCAUUACUUUUCAGAGCUAUUGUAAACUUGACUGA
This is a messenger RNA of Musa acuminata AAA Group (dessert banana), 1686 nucleotides long. RefSeq names its product ABC transporter A family member 7-like. Gene Ontology annotation, biological process: lipid transport; transmembrane transport. The record is from RefSeq and is a predicted model, not a curated record. Gene Ontology annotation, molecular function: lipid carrier activity; ABC-type transporter activity. Bases 175 to 1686 code for a protein of 503 amino acids. The transcript has 9 exons. NCBI's taxonomy places the organism in Eukaryota, Viridiplantae, Streptophyta, Magnoliopsida, Zingiberales, Musaceae. Gene Ontology annotation, cellular component: membrane; intracellular membrane-bounded organelle.